AUGAUUCUGCUGGUUCAACUCAUUGACGAGGUUCCACAGGAAAAGGACCACCCCUCCGAGACCUUGAACAUGACGCCCUACCUCCAGCCACGACACACCAUCCAAAACGACGAAGAUGACCUUUCCAGUUGCAGAAAUCAUGAAGAGUCUAAAGAGCGAGCAAAGGGCCUCCAUUUGCUGGCCCCUGACGCCAUCCACGAAACUCAGGUUGAUUCCAGAAAGGUCGACUUCCCGUGGGGUCAGAGACUGGGCAAUUUGGGCAUUGAGACAGCUUAG
This is a messenger RNA of Colletotrichum spaethianum, 276 nucleotides long. RefSeq lists its product as uncharacterized. Lineage: Eukaryota; Fungi; Ascomycota; Sordariomycetes; Glomerellales; Glomerellaceae. The transcript has a single exon. Bases 1 to 276 code for a protein of 91 amino acids. The record is from RefSeq and is a predicted model, not a curated record.